Molecule: messenger RNA, 1427 nt
Organism: Chenopodium quinoa (quinoa)
Lineage: Eukaryota; Viridiplantae; Streptophyta; Magnoliopsida; Caryophyllales; Amaranthaceae
Exons: 3
Coding region: 736-1269 (177 amino acids)
Source: RefSeq, a predicted model, not a curated record
GGAGAGAGAUAGAGAGAAUACAAGUGGAAAAACAUGUCUUAAAAAGGAAAGUGGAGCAAACAAUUAGGGAAAGAGGGAGUCUUACCGAAUUACUCGUACUAAUCACUCAGGAUUCGUUUGGCAGUUUUUAGUUUUUUUAUUUUUUACCCCCAAAACAAAACAAAACAGUAUUUGGUAAAAUAGCUUAAAAAAAACAACUUUUCAGCUAUUUUGUAAAAAUUACAACAAUAAACCUAAAACACCUCAAAGCAGUUUUAGAGGUUUUGUUUUUUUUCCCCUAUCAAAGCGUCGUAGUACUCCGUAUCUCCUUCACAUAGUAUCUCAUCUUUCUUCCUCAAACCUUAAUUCUCAAGAUUCAAGGAGCAAGCAAUUACAGAUGUCAAAUUUGGAAAAUGAUGAGUGCGAAGAUGAAGUUGUUGUUGAGAUUGAAUCUACUGGAGUAGUUGGAGUAUGGAAUCAAAAUAUUGAAUCUUACCUUAUAAGCUUGAUAGAGGAGGAGGUAAAAAAAAGGAAAUAGACCAACAACCACUCUAACCAAGCAAGCUUGGAGGUUUAUCAAGCAAAAACUAAAGGAGAAGACAAAAAAGGAUUAUAGUCGAGAGCAAGUUAAGAACAAAUAUAAUCAACUAAGACAAAGAUGGAAGGAAUUUAGUAUACUAUUACAAGAAACUGGAAUGGGAUACAAUGCUAUGACUUUUCAAUUUUGUGCUGAGGGUGCUGUAUGAAAAAAGUUGUAUGAGAAACAUAAGUCUGCCAAAACUUUUAGAAAGAAGGGAUGUAAGCAUUAUGAUAAAUUAUGCACAAUUUAUGGGGAUACAACCGCUACUGGUGCUAGUUCACAUCCUUCUACUAAAAGCCCUUCUGAGAGUGAGGAUGAAGAUGACACAGAUGGAGAAGGGGGUGACUCAAGAAAACAAUGUGAAGAGGGUCCUAAAAACAAAAAAAAUCAAGCCGAAUGUCAAUCGUAAGAAACUUAGGGAAAGUGUUAAUGUAGCAAUGGCGGAUGCCUUGGUUACAAUGAGUGAAAAUUCCAAGAAAAAACUUGAACUUAUCGAGAGAAAAUUUAAUGGCAAUGAUGAAGGUGGGCAUCAGUCCAAGGAGGAUCAUGAUUUGCUCAUGGAAUGUGUAGAUGCACUAAGUGCUCUUGAGGGAAUUGAUGGAGCUGCAUUUGCAAAGGCAACUAAACUAAUACAUGAUGAUCCAUUGUGGAGGAAAAUGUUUCUUAGAUUUCCAAAUGAUAGGAAGAUAGAUUUUGUGCUCAACCUUUAAGCAUUAUCUCAUUAGUACAAAUUAUUUUUCCCUUCAAUAAUGCAUGUUUGAGUGUUUAAACUCAAUUUAGAUCUUGUCGUAAGUAUGAUUUUUUUUUUUUUUUUGGAAUUUGUAUUUGGGUUUGAUUUAAUAAGAGUAAUAAUGGUGAUCUUAUUCUA